CGUACAACAAAGGCCAUAACUUUAAAACCACUGACAGGUGAAGUGAAUAACACUGGACAUAUUAGACAGCAAGUGAACAACGAGUUCUUGAAGUUAAUGUGUUGGAAGCAGGCAAAAUACGGUCAAAAAUGUCACCAAAUUGUGACCCUUAGUUAUGUGGAAGAAAUUAUAGAAUAAUGAGCCAUGCUGAGGUGCAGGUUCCAUCUUCACAUUUUUCAUCUUAGUUGCUUUGACCAGAGGAAAUGAGAGAUGGAACAAACAAAGAAAAAUGUUGUAAUGGAUUCCUCAGUGGCUGAAAGAAGAAACCAGAUUGUCUAAAUUCAGUGACAAACAAACUUGAGAACAGUACUGAGACUGAAAUGGACUCCCGUGACUUUCAGAUUACCUUUCAAAUACAAGCAACUACAGUACAACAAACACAAACGUCAUUGUUUAUUGAAAAAAAUGCCUUAGGCCACACCUAAGUCACCUGUUACCAAGACAUCUGUUAUGACCAUGAGUAAAUGAGCAUUUACUAAUGUAUUGGGUGUAUCAAUAUUGGUGACUGUCAGUUUCUUUUACUGGACUUGACUCAGUUGUUAAUUGUCCAUAAUUUUGGUCUUCUAAUAUAAUGUACAAAUAAAUACUACUACUACUACUACUACUACUACUACUACUACUAAUAAUAAUAAUAAUAAUAAUAUGAAGAUGAAAAUGAAGAUGAAGAGAACGAAGCUGACUGGCAUCAUUGACUAAAUUGUUCAUAAUGUGUGAACAUGCCCUUAAAUGGGUUGACACCCCAUCCAGGGUAGCACCUUCUUUGUACCCCAAGUAUCUUGGGACCUACUCUAGGUUCCCCGCAACCCUGUGUAGGAUAAGCAAUACAGAAAAUGGAUGGGUGGAUCCGAUAACCAUAAUGAUAAUAAUAAAUGCUUUCUCCAAAUAUUCAGUCUGUUAUUUCUAUUCAAGUUUUCAAUUGAUAAAGUAUUUUUGAAACAAUUCAUUAAUUGAUAGUACAUUAACCCCUUUACAAAUUUCCAAAGUAUGAGAAACCCAAUGAUGUUUCCUAUAGGUCAUUAUUACUAGAGCUAUAUUACUAGUACUACAAUCCAGAAUAGUUUCAGGCCCUUAAAAUCUUCUCCAACACGCCUGAGAACAAUAAAACCAGGUUCUUUCAGUUGCCUGGUUACUAAAGCAAACACAGCUAGCUUAAGUAAUGCCAUAGCACUGUUUCAAAUGUCUUGGGAAAGGGAGAAGCAAGCAAAACAGUUUUAUUUACAAGCUAGUGAGACAGGAUUGUGAAUAAUUCAUAUGGAAGAUCUGUCAAGAGUAGAGGAAGAGCUUUAAAGUGCACAUUCUCUGAGCUAGAGACGUGAAGCUAUCUGGAUAAAUUCUGGAACAUAAAAUGGCAAAGGGGAAAAGAAAAUCAAAUGAGCCCAAAGGUCGAAAAAUCACACUUAAGAUGGCCAAGAAUGCAGUAAAGCUGACGAUGGAUGGCAAGCGCCGUUUAGACCUGAGCAACAUGGAGAUCACCACAUUCCCUAAGUGCAUUCUCAAACUGUGUGAUGUGGAUGAACUGGACCUCAGCCGCAACAUGCUGAAGAAGAUUCCCAACUCAAUCAAUAAGUUUGUCAACGUUCGAUUGCUUGACUUGCAUAGCAACCAAUUGGAGCAGCUUCCAGAGGCUAUCGGUCACCUGCAGAAACUACAGAAUCUUAAUAUAUGCAACAAUAUGCUAACCACCUACGGUAUCCCACAUACACUUGGACUUCUUAGGAACCUGAAGAAACUUAACCUGGGUAUGAAUCGAAUUGAGACGGUUCCAUCUUUCAUUGCAGGACUGAAGGAGCUAUGCGAGCUCAGGCUCUUCAACAACCUUUUGACUCAAAUUCCUCUGUGGCUCCAGAAUUUGCCCAACCUUCACAGGCUCAACAUAAAGUGCAACCCACUACCUUCAGGAAAUCCACCAAAACUGGACCCUAUUCAAAGGGUAGAGAGCCUCUACUUGGUUAGGAAAGAUUGCUUUUGUAGUGAAUGUCUUAAGAAGUGUAAAGAAGAGAGAGACAGGUUGGACAGAAGGCUUACUGGACAGACUGUACAGAGAAAAACCAUAAUUGCUGGCUUAAUUUUGACUAAUUACAAAGAGCAGGGUGUUGAAGCAACAUGCAGAUAAAGGUAAUGAGUGAAAAAAAGCUGUGCUCUGAUUUAUUUAAAUAAUAAAAAUAUAUACUGAAUAUAUUUAUAAAAUCAUAAUGAAAUCAUUAUUAUAGAAGAGCACUGAUUGGUCAGAAAGUAAAAUAUUGAUAAAAAAAAGCUGCAAGAAGAAUAUCCAUAUUCAAGAAUAUCCAUUUUUCUUGAAAGAAGAAACCAGAUUGUCUAAAUUCAGUGACACACAAACCUGAGAGUGGGACUAAGGCUGAAACGGAUACCAAUGACAUUCAGAUCACCUUUUAUAUAAAAGACACUACAUAAAUCAAGAUUAAAAGUGAAUUGAAUUAAAAAGUUAUUUUAACAUCAUUGAUAAGUUGAUCGAGUUCAGGAAAACAUCGCUUAUCACAGAACUUAAAACCUUCUGUAAAGAGAUUUUAUAUUUCUGGGUGGAAUUCACUGUCUCUCUGAUGUUUAACACUCUAAGGGAACUAACUUGGGAAUCAAUAUAACUAGAGGAUAGUCUUGAUGAGAAGGGAUGUUUUCUGUGGUGUGCUGAAAUAUCAUUUUCUUAAUAUUAGAAGAAACAGGCUGUAUUUUAACGAUUGUUUAACUGUUUAAUAUUACAACAGGAACUAAGCUGUUUUAUCAAUGUUCCAUAGUUCCGUGUAACUAAUAAAAGCCUCAAAAAAGGGUGUUUUUUAAUACAUGAUAGUAAUUAUAUUAUAUUAUAAUAUAUAUAAUUAUAAGUCUAUGGGUUAACUGGGCAGCUAUGUGCUGGUCAGAAAUAUGGCAGACCCACAUACUGUAUGAGGUUUAAUUAAGGAAGAAAGAAAUUAAUGCAAAUCUCUCACACAAAUUUUCAGCUUUCAAAUUUUCUUUCAAUUUUUCACAACCAUAUACACACAUGCUCAGCAGUGAUCCCAUUAUUAUAUGGUGUUGCAUGUACCUAGUCCCCAUCUGCUACACUAAGAACACUACAGAAUGUGCUGUUAAAGGAAAGUUAUCAACUCUGUGAAAGAACAUUUAACUGCCUAUUGUUAUUGUGUUUUUUAUUUCUAUUUCAUACCUAUUGAUUUAUUCCACAUAAUCUGAAUUUGAUGAAUUGCUAUAAUUAUUUGACCCACAUAAAAACUGUAUCGUGUAAGUGUGUGUGUGUUUGUGUUUGUGUGUGUGUGUGUGUGUGUGUGUGUGUGUGUGUGUAAACUGGGGCUUUCUCUCCUCUCUUGCUUUACAAACAGCAAGCUCAAAGGCUCUAGCAUAACCAUAAACCAUAAUCAGUUACUGUAUACUUCCUGUCACCUCAACCAGUCUGAACAUCCUCCAUAAACAUUUUCAUUAACAAAUACAUUUCUGGAUGUUUUUAAACUCAAAUGACUCUAAAAACUCCAAAAUUUUCAAGUGAGUCUGUCUGGCACCAAAAACCAUGGUAUAACUAGAGCUGGGUGAUAUGUCAAAUAAAUUGAAUCCCCAAUUUUUUGAUAAAAUUUUAUAAAAAAUAUAUUAAUAAUAUUUGUGGGAAAAUUUUCGUUUUACAACAUCGACAUAAACCACAAAUUCGAAUGAAUUUAUAAUGAUUAGGUACAACCAUAAGAUACAGCAAAGGAAACACAUGAUUUUCAAAUAGCCAAAAUGCAGCAAUGAGGAGGUGAGUAAACUCCAUUCCAUGUUAACAUGCAAUGUAAAUGAUUCCUGAACAUUCCUGAUCUUAACACCAUCAUCAGGUGGAUUGAAGCAUUCACCACAACAGGGUCUGUGAUGAAGAGGAACCCACCUGGCUUUCCAGUCUCUGUGCGAGAGCUAUUCUGAAAGCUAUUCUAUUCUAUGUCCAAC
Molecule: messenger RNA, 3960 nt
Organism: Tachysurus fulvidraco (yellow catfish)
Lineage: Eukaryota; Metazoa; Chordata; Actinopteri; Siluriformes; Bagridae
Gene: lrrc18b
Product: leucine rich repeat containing 18b
Exons: 2
Coding region: 1385-2152 (255 amino acids)
Molecular function (GO): protein binding
Source: RefSeq, a predicted model, not a curated record